This is a messenger RNA of Suricata suricatta (meerkat), 2569 nucleotides long. RefSeq names its product acyl-CoA dehydrogenase long chain (gene ACADL). Gene Ontology annotation, cellular component: mitochondrion. Gene Ontology annotation, molecular function: long-chain fatty acyl-CoA dehydrogenase activity; flavin adenine dinucleotide binding. The record is from RefSeq and is a predicted model, not a curated record. The transcript is spliced from 11 exons. NCBI's taxonomy places the organism in Eukaryota, Metazoa, Chordata, Mammalia, Carnivora, Herpestidae. Bases 81 to 1394 code for a protein of 437 amino acids. Gene Ontology annotation, biological process: long-chain fatty acid catabolic process; carnitine metabolic process, CoA-linked; fatty acid beta-oxidation using acyl-CoA dehydrogenase.
CCGCGGGGCCGCGGUGCACUCGCCCUCGGGUCGCCGAGGAGACGCGUCCGGAGCCCCUGCCGCCCUUCGCCGUCCCAGCCAUGGCUGCACGCCUGCUCCGCAGCUCCCUGCGUUUGUGGGGUGGCCGGGGUGGCCGGGGUGCCCUGCGUUCACCGCCCGCCGCGAGGUAUUCUCAUUCUGGAGGGGAGGAACGUCUAGAAACUCCUUCUGCUGAAAAAUUAACAGAUAUAGGAACUCGAAGAAUCUUUUCGUCAGAACAUGACAUUUUCCGGGAAAGUGUAAGGAAGUUUUUUCGAGAAGAAGUGAUUCCUUACCACGCAGAAUGGGAGAAAGCUGGAGAAGUGAGCAGGGAGCUUUGGGAGAAAGCUGGCAAACAAGGACUGCUCGGUGUCCAUACUGCACAGCAUCAUGGUGGUGUUGGCGGAGACUUAUAUUCAGCAGCUGUAGUUUGGGAGGAACAAGCAUAUUCAAAUUGUACAGGCCCAGGUUUUUCUCUUCAUUCAAAUAUUGUCAUGCCCUAUAUUACACACUAUGGCUCCAAAGAACAGAUUGACCGUUUCAUCCCCCAGAUGACUGCUGGGAAAUGUAUCGGUGCCAUAGCAAUGACGGAGCCUGGGGCUGGAAGUGAUUUGCAAGGAAUAAAGACAAAUGCCAGAAAGGACAAAAGUGACUGGAUUCUCAAUGGAAGCAAGGUGUUCAUCAGUAACGGGCAGCUAAGUGACAUUGUGAUCGUAGUGGCAGCCACAAAUCGUGAAGCGCAGUCUCCUGCCCAUGGCAUUAGCCUUUUUCUGGUGGAAAGUGGAAUGAGAGGAUUUAUCAAGGGACAAAAGCUACAUAAAAUAGGACUAAAAGCCCAGGAUACUUCAGAAUUGUUCUUUGAAGAUGUACGGUUGCCAUCUACUGCCCUCCUUGGAGAAGAGAAUAAAGGCUUCUAUUACAUCAUGCAAGAGCUUCCGCAGGAAAGGCUAGUGGUUGCUGAUUUGGCAGUUUCAUCCAGUGAAUUCAUGUUCGAAGAAACCAGGAAUUAUGUUAGAGGAAGAAAAGCUUUUGGGAAAGUAAUUGCACAUCUACAGACAGUGCAGCAUAAGUUAGCAGAAUUAAAAACACACAUUUGUGUCACCAGAGCGUUUGUGGACAGCUGUCUCCAGCUGCAUAAAGAGAAACGUCUGGACUCUGCCACAGCUUCCAUGGCGAAAUAUUGGGCAACUGCCUUACAAAACACCGUAGCUUAUGACUGUUUGCAGCUCCACGGAGGCUGGGGAUACAUGUGGGAGUACCCGAUUGCAAGGCUUGGGGCCUGUGCGAAGCGAGGCUUAAUCAUUGCCAUUUCAAGACCUCUCUGCCAUACCAGGAAGAAGAGCCCGAGACACAGAGCUCCAUCACUAUGUGGUUAAACAUUCCUUCUGCUGCCUUUCUCUGUUAAUUUUAGUUGAUGACUGAAUUUAAUUAGUAACCUAUAAAAGGUCUACUGAUCUCUUUCAUUACCUACUCCACUGGAAUUUCUUUAAUGCGGAAAAAAAAAAACCCAAAAAUGCAAGCCCCAUCCAAUCCAAAAAUGUCUGAAAGCGCGGAGAUUGCUGAGGUAGGCAGAAGGGCCACGUAGGGUCUCCACCUGCACGUGCUGGGUUUCAUGGGCAGCAGGGGAAUCCGUUCAAAAGAAAAAACUAUACUUGAAAAUACAAAUGUCUUUAGAUUUCAAGUUUCAACAAAAAGUAGGUAUUGAGACUCUAAAAUUCCUCGGUAAUACACUAAAUCAGUAAAUAUUUACUGAGUGCUUACUUUUUGUAAGGUACCACGAUGAAUACAAAGAGUCCAGAAUUGGUCAUAUUCCUUGAGAGCUGGAACAUUUAAUUUGUCUCAAAUGUUAAAGUUAAAAAAAUAAAAAUAAAACAUAAAAACCAAAAACAGAUUCUAUGUUUGGACAAAAAAAAAAAAAAAAAGAAAGAAAGAAAGCCUUUGAAUUUGUCUACUAGGAAAGUCCAAAGCUCAGUAACUAAUCCUACAUGCUUGGGCCAAUGAAAAUACUGUGAGGUAAUGAAAAAGAUACUUGCAAAGUGGCAAGAUACCUACCUGCCAAUUAUCUGUUAUGUGAUCAUUAAAUAACAACCAUUAAUUAGUACAUGUAUUAACUACUCUCCAUCUCAGUUCUCUUACCUACAAAACAAUAAUGAUAUUUAUCCUUCCUGAUGCCAGAGCUGAUAGGGUAAAAUCAAAUGAAAAAAGGCAAAAACAACUAUGCAGUAUCAUGGUUACUCUCUUUGCUACCAAAGGUGAAUUCCUGGUAACAUUGUGUGUGUGUGGAGUAAACUCAGCUACCCAGUAUUUUAAUGUCAUACAUUAUUGGAGUGACUAUUAAUCAUUUCCAAAAAAUAAGUUACUUGUUAACUUUGUGGGAAGUAAUAUUUUCUAAAGCAUCAAUUUACACUCCUGGUGGCAGCAGUUGUGGUGGGAACCUAAAGGAAUGUUAGAAAAAAAAUAGGUACUUUCUUUUCUCUUUUGUUUCCUAUAAAACCAGUGGAUUUCAACCUUUUUGAGGAAACAUUAAAGAUAAUAAGAAAUUGAGACAUUC